ACACGUUGAUAAAUGUCAGAUAUCAACUGUCAUCGCAAUUCGAGUCGAAUCUAGUAAAGUCAGAAUCUAAAAAGAGAAAAUCGAGAAUAUUAAAAAUAAAAGUAACUGAGACGUGGUAUCCAAAAUUAAAUUAUAGACUUUUCAUUCAGUCUACCCGCACAAUGUAGGUGACUGACAAUUCACAUUCCACCCUGAAGGAAAAAAAUUGAUUACACUUAUUUUAUCGCCAUCAACAUGUCUUGCUCUGCGAUAUACAUCCUCGACGUGAAAGGGAAAGUUCUUAUUUCCCGUAAUUACCGAGGCGACAUUGAUCUUGGGGUUAUAGACAAAUUCAUGCCCCUUCUAAUGGAAAAAGAGGAAGAAGGACUGCUAACUCCUAUAUUACAAACGACUGAUUGUACAUUUUCGUAUAUCAAAACAAAUAACCUCUACAUUGUAAGUACUACCAAGAAAAAUGCUAAUAUUGCUUUAGUAUUUGUAUUCUUGCAUAAAAUAGUUCAAGUGAUGACAGAAUAUUUCAAAGAACUGGAAGAAGAAAGCAUAAGAGACAACUUUGUGGUAAUUUACGAGCUUUUAGACGAGCUUCUAGACUUUGGAUAUCCACAAACUACCGAUAGUAAAAUCCUUCAGGAGUAUAUUACACAGGAGGGCCAUAAAUUAGAAAUUCAGCCACGUAUUCCAGUAGCUGUUACUAAUGCAGUGUCUUGGCGGUCCGAGGGAAUAAAAUAUAGAAAAAAUGAAGUAUUUCUUGACGUUAUAGAGUCUGUGAAUCUGCUAGCCAACGCGAAUGGUAAUGUACUAAGGAGCGAAAUUGUUGGAGCCAUAAAGAUGAGGGUGUACUUAUCUGGAAUGCCAGAAUUACGUUUAGGUCUCAACGACAAGGUGCUGUUUGAAAGCACAGGUCGUGGUAAGUCAAAAUCUGUUGAAUUAGAAGACGUGAAGUUCCACCAAUGCGUCAGGUUAUCCCGUUUUGAAAUUGACCGAACAAUAUCAUUCAUCCCACCUGACGGAGAAUUUGAGUUAAUGUCAUAUCGCCUCAACACUCAUGUUAAACCGCUCAUAUGGAUCGAAUCAGUUAUAGAACGCCAUGCUCAUAGCAGAGUUGAAUAUAUGAUUAAAGCUAAGUCACAAUUCAAAAGGCGUUCUACUGCUAACAAUGUGGAAAUUGUCAUUCCUGUACCUAAUGAUGCAGACUCGCCCAAGUUUAAAACAACAAUCGGGAGCGUCAAAUAUGCCCCAGAGCAGAAUGCAAUAACUUGGACAAUCAAAUCUUUUCCUGGGGGUAAGGAAUAUUUAAUGAGAGCUCAUUUUGGGUUGCCGAGUGUGGAGUGCGAAGAUACAGAAGGUAAACCUCCAAUACAGGUCAAAUUUGAGAUUCCAUACUUCACAACUUCAGGAAUUCAAGUGAGAUAUUUGAAAAUCAUUGAAAAAAGUGGAUAUCAAGCUUUGCCUUGGGUUAGAUAUAUUACACAGAAUGGGGAUUAUCAGUUACGUACCAACUAAGCUUAAAAUUUUAAUAUUUUUCUUGAAUCUUUUAUUGCAUUUUUAACAGUUAUAUAACUUUUAUUCCAUCCAUUAUUGUAAUAUUGAGUUGAAAAUUCAAGUAUUAUAUACAAUUGUUUCAGUACAUCAUAUUAUUUACCCAAA
Molecule: messenger RNA, 1647 nt
Organism: Leptinotarsa decemlineata (Colorado potato beetle)
Lineage: Eukaryota; Metazoa; Arthropoda; Insecta; Coleoptera; Chrysomelidae
Gene: AP-1mu
Product: Adaptor Protein complex 1, mu subunit
Biological process (GO): vesicle-mediated transport; intracellular protein transport
Cellular component (GO): clathrin adaptor complex
Source: RefSeq, a predicted model, not a curated record